This is a messenger RNA of Galdieria sulphuraria, 1584 nucleotides long. Its product is annotated as 4-hydroxy-3-methylbut-2-enyl diphosphate reductase. The transcript has 4 exons. The record is from RefSeq and is a predicted model, not a curated record. Bases 34 to 1491 code for a protein of 485 amino acids. Lineage: Eukaryota; Rhodophyta; Bangiophyceae; Galdieriales; Galdieriaceae. Gene Ontology annotation, biological process: isopentenyl diphosphate biosynthetic process, methylerythritol phosphate pathway; dimethylallyl diphosphate biosynthetic process. Gene Ontology annotation, molecular function: metal ion binding; 4-hydroxy-3-methylbut-2-enyl diphosphate reductase activity.
CUAUGACACUACUAUAACAAGUUUUCAACUACAAUGUUGUCAACUCACUUUGUAAAAGAAAUCCAUCCCAUUGGAGAUCAACAAGUAACUCUCACUGCCAAUCAUUAUAACCCAAAAAUGGUUUUCGUGUAUCUGCGAUAUGUCACUCUCAGUUUUCAAAGUUGGGAAAAGAAAAAGAGGGUUUGCUUCAACUGCAAGUCAAAAACACUGAGGCCAUUUUUGGUGCAGUGCGUUGAACAAAAUAGGCGUGAAGAACAUGGUCUUGUUGAAGAGUCUUUGGAUAAGCGAGCUUUGCGUCGGAAGUUGACGUCUUCCGAAAAAUUCAACCGUAGGGGCUUUGCAGAAGAGAAAGAGGCAACGCAAUUACUCAUGAACUCGGAAUUUUCCUCCACGCUUUUGCAAGAAGCGAAAGCAGGAAACAAUGAAAUCCGCAGUGGUCAAGUGACUGUGAAGCUAGCAGACUCGUAUGGUUUUUGUUGGGGAGUCGAAAGAGCAGUUGCUAUGGCUUUAGAAACAAGAAAACACUUUCCUAAACAGAAAAUAUGGAUUACCAACGAAAUCAUUCACAAUCCCAAAGUGAACGCAAGAUUGGCUGAGUUAAAUGUGCAGUUUGUACCACAUAAAGAUUUUGUGAGAGAUUUUAGUGCAGUUUCCAGUGAAGAUGUAGUUAUUUUGCCUGCUUUUGGUGCCACGUUGAGUGAGAUGGAAUAUCUUUCCAACCUCGGUUGUCAGAUAGUGGACACUACCUGUCCUUGGGUUUCUAAAGUCUGGAAUUCAGUGGAUAAACACAAAAGAGCAAACUGUACUUCUGUUAUUCACGGCAAGUGGAAUCAUGAAGAAACUAUUGCCACUGCUUCCUUUUCGGAAAAAUAUAUUAUUGUUUUGAAUAUAGAACAAGCACAAUAUGUUUGUAAAUAUAUACUAUAUGGAGGAGACAAAAAUGAGUUUAUUUCAAAAUUUAAAUACGCCAUUUCUUCAGGUUUCGAUCCAGAUACGGAUUUGGAAGCUGUAGGAAUUGCCAAUCAGACUACAAUGUUGAAGAAUGAGACAAACGCCAUUGCCAAGUUAUUUGAGGAAACUAUGUUGAAAAAGUUUGGACCUCAGGAACUUUCUAAACAUUUCAUUGCUUUUAAUACGAUUUGCGAUGCCACACAAGAACGUCAAGACGCUAUGCUACAUCUCAUUGAACAACCAUUGGAUUUAGUUUUAGUGGUGGGAGGAUUCAACUCGAGCAAUACUAGUCAUUUGCAAGAAAUUGCUGAGAGAAAAGGCAUUCCCAGUUAUUAUAUCGAUGGACCUGAAAGGAUAGGUCCCCAAAACCGCAUUGUAUUUCGUUCAUCUUCCAGUCAAGAGUUGAUUGAAAAGGAAAACUUUCUUAAACAGGGACCUGUUACUGUUGGUGUAACUAGUGGAGCUAGUACUCCUGACAAGAUUGUUGAGGAUGUUUUAGAGCGCGUUUUUAUGAUCCACAAGUUAUAUUGUAAUACUUGACUAUAUAAAGAUAUGGGGGAUUAGAUUAAUAUAAGUCAUCAGGCAUUUUUAGUCCUUUUGUCGAAAAGGAAAUGGAUAUAAAGAAAACAAUGU